This is a messenger RNA of Podarcis lilfordi (Lilford's wall lizard), 31547 nucleotides long. NCBI's taxonomy places the organism in Eukaryota, Metazoa, Chordata, Lepidosauria, Squamata, Lacertidae. The record is from the annotation of a GenBank genome assembly.
AUGGCGUCGGCCACGACACGGAAGUGCCCGGGAGCAAAAGGGAGCAGUGUGCCCACUACUAAGAUGGCCGCCGGCUCCUCACGUGAAAGCGUGACCUGCUCCGAGAUGGCACCUGCGCUCACACUCUAUGGGCUUUUCUUAUCUCUAUGGGUGAAUCCAAGAUGGCCGCGGAACCUCACCCGACGCAAACAUGGCGGCAACCGCCUUCACGCUGCCCUUUGCCAUGAUGGCCGACCCGUCGCCUUGGAAACGGCUGUACCAGCUGUCUUAGGGCCUAAGAAGCUUUGUGUAAGUUUUUAUGUUGUGUUAAAUGUAAUGUUUCUCUAUGUGUUUUUGUCUGUAUGUUAUAAGAGGAAACUAAUAAACUUUUUUUUUGGGGGGGGGGAGAAGCUUUGUGUAAGGGCAGCGCCCGCCACAAAGAUGGCGGAUUCGGCUACAAAAGCCACAUUGGUUUAUUAUGCUUUUCAAAAGUCUCGUUUUUUGUUUGUUUUUUAAUGGCAAACCCGAGACCACAGGAAAAAGAAAACAAAAAAGACGACAGGGCGAAAGCAAGGAAGGUUUGGGGCUCCAACGGAAAACAGCCCCCAGCACUGGCAAUACUAACAGACUUGUUGCAGCUGGACCCAAAUGGGUCUUACUUCUGAGUAGUCGCGCACAGGGAUUGCAUUGCAAGGCUGCAACCUUCAAUGCACUUUUGGUUGCAAUCUUAGGAAAAGCUUAUGAAGUUUAGCUAAUUGGUCUUUAAAAAAAAGUAUUUCCCCCACCCAAGCAUCUAAAUUUAUGAAGGGGUGGGAAAAGGUCUGAAAGACCAGUUUAAUUUCAGGGGCUUUUUCCUCCAUCACAUCCCUGCAAACUUCAGCACAUUUGCGAGAAUAAUAAAACAACGAACAAAGUUCAAAUCUCAAAUUAUCCUGAUUUGCGAACUGAAACCACAUACACAUCUCCAUUCGCCACAAUCCUUAAUAAUAAUAAUAAUGGUGAUGGUGAUUGUUGUUUUAUUUGUACCCCUCCCAUCUGAUUGAGUUGCCCCAGGUACUUUGGGCGGCUUCCAACAUAUAUAAAAACAUAAUUAAAAAGCUUCCCUAUACAUAUUUACUGAAACAGGCAGUUACCCAGGUUAGUGGAUCUUGCUCCAUUACAGAUCCACCAAAUAAAUAAGUGACGCAGUAGGUUUCUGCCUCCCACCAAAUCCGCCUCCUCAUUCUGGCUAAUAAUAACAGUUUUAAUAAUAAUUUGAUUAUUUCUAUGCCGCUUGUCUGCCUGGGUUGGCCCAGUGGGAUGUCCAGUCUUGCUCAUGUAUUUGAAUUGCUGACCAGUUAGCAGCUUCCCACAAUUCCUUGCCAGCAGCCAUUUUCUGCCCUCCUGUGCCAGCCCGAGACAUUUUGGCGCCUGAGGCACACCACAAAAUAUGUGCGGAAAGAUCUACAUCAGGAACAAGGCAGCAGGGGAUAGAGAUCUUCUGUUGCCCCUAUGGAUCCUGCCGCCCGAAGCAGUCGCCUUGCCAUGCCUCAUGAGAGGGCCGGCACUGAGCCAUGCAGUAGGAACAAAGCCUAAAGCUGCAAUGUUUCAUCCUUCUUCCUGGCUAUUCCUUUUCAAGAGAGGAAUUAUUCCAAGUGCCUAGAACGGUGUGCCGAUAACACCAAGGUUGUGGGUUCGAUCCCCGUAUGGGACAGCUGCAUAUUCCUGCAUUGCAAGGGGUUGGGCUGGAUGACCCUUGAGGUCCCUUCCAAUUCUAUGACUGCCCUCCUAUUGAUGCACAAUGGUGGGCUGGGUCUAAAAAUAUUGGUUGUCAGGAGUUAACUACGAGGCUACCAUUUAAUUUUUAUAAGAAAUAAAUAGAAAAUUUCAAAAAACACCUAAGUGGGAAAAGGUACAAUUAAAAUUUGUGUGAAAUGAAUGCAUUUUUUAAAAAAGUAAUCACAAUGUACAUAUACUGUACACCUGACCCCCUUCUUUCUAUGGGACCCUGUAAAUAAGUGACCUCCUUGGCUCUUAUUACCUAUGGGACCAGCAUGGGUGGCCAGGCCUGGUGAACAUUUAAUUCCUUACCCUUACGGUUAUGAUUCGUGGGUUCCCACUUAAUUUUAUUUUGAUUUUAAAUGUGAUUUGAAUUGUAUUUUAAACUAAUCCUUUGAUUUUGUGUUUUUAAUGUAUUUGGUGUUAGCCGCCCUAAGCCCAGUCUCGGCCGCGGAGGGCGAGGUAUAAAUAAAUUAUUAUUAUUAUUAUUAUUAUUAUUAUUAUUAUUAUAAGAAAUGCAGGUGGUUAUAAAUUAUUUUUUAAAAUUAAUAUUAAAUAAAUGGUGUACAUUUUUAAAUAGUUUGCUAGUAAAUGAAUAUUUUACACAUUAACAGGUAGUUCAAAACCAUAUUCCAUGCAGUCGACUGCAUUAAGAGCAAUUGUUUGAAUUCACAAGAUGACUGGGCAAAUAGAUCAUAUUUUCUAAUGCUUAAGGGGGCCGACUGGCCGUUGGGCAAGCUGACACCCUGGCCAGUCCGCCACUGGUGAUGCAGCAAUAAAACUGCUGACACGUUUGCAAAGCUAAGCAGGGUCUGGUGUGAUUUCAAAUUGGAUGGGGACCACAUGCUGAGGUUCCUGCAUUGCAGGGGGUUGGACUAGAUGACCCUCAGGGUCCCUUCCAUCUGUAUGAUUCUAUGACUCUGCCCUGUUAUAACCGAGUCCCCCACCCGCCUUAUGAAACUAUGCCUGGUCCUCAGGCACCGCUUUGGGUAGGCCGCCAUUGGAGUCCAGCCUCCAUUUUGGAUUUAGGAGCUCAGCUUCUCACAAGCCCUAGACCAGAACCUGAACUAAAUCUAAAUCCCUGAGCUCAGCAGACAAACGAAGAGCACUGCAAACAUGUUUCUCCUCCCGCUGAGAUUCACUCAACGUUUACAGGAAUAUAAUGAUUUACUUCUCCAGCUUUGGAAGCCACAGCAAUUACAGUAAUGUUUGUUCCCUGGAGGUGUCUUUCAAUUUGCCAUGCUAAAAACAAAGAAAUGUAUUGCAAGCGGUAACUCAGCUCAAUUCCCUUGUUCUUAUGCAUCAGGGGAAAAGUCUCUUGACCCUUAAGAUUGCACUAUAGGGAUGCUUUGAUUUCUGCUCCUGUUUUUCUGUUUCACCUUUCAAUCCAUAGCAAGUCAAAGUAAUUUGUUUCUUCUUUUGUGAUGUGUUUGGACUCGGGGCUCAACUUAUGGUUUGCUACUUGUGUUUUUGACUUGUUUUAUAUGUGUUGCACUUGAGAAUAAUCAGGGUAAACAUUUUAUGAGGCACCUACACAUCCAUCUAUCUAUCUAUCUAUCUAUCUAUCAUCAUCAUCUAUUCUUGGGAGUAAGUCCCAUUGAAUUCAAUAAGACAAAUAAUUCCGUAAGCUUCCAGCUAAAUACCAAACCUUGAGCAGUCACAAUCCUAAAUCACAUCAAAUACAACGGCAUGUCAGGCAUUGCAUUUUGGGGGAGUCUAAGAUGGUGACUGCCUACAAACCUUGGCUCAUAAUUUUAAGCAACCACGUUAACUACCAGGACAGGAUAACAUGCCUUCCAAGUGACCCUAUUUUCCAGGGACCGUCCCAGAUUUACAGAAGCCAUCCUGGUUGCUGAUUUAAUCCCGGAACGUCCCAGAUUGUCCUCGUUUCCCCUUUCCUCCCCCUCCACGUCUCAGAGAACAUGGUGGAGAAAUCUGACCUCCUGCUCUUAUCCUUUGCAUUGUCUCCCUCCCUCCCUCCCUUAUGUAGGUGCAAAAACAGAGUCCUGGUUAUUCUGAAAAUAAAAUACCGGCAUAAAGACCAACACAUUUGAUCAGGUAUCCCAUGGGAUACCGGCUGAAAAUCAAGCCCAGAGGUUUUGUGGUUGUUGCUGCUACUUUAAAUUCAUUUUCAGCCUUCAUGCUGUAUGCAAAAUGGCUGGUAAAGACUUCUCUAAAGACCAGAAAUCUUAAGAUUUUGUUGUCAGGUGCUCCUUUGUGUUCAGAUCAGGCCUCAGCACAAUAAUGUAGCACUUGGGAAGAAAGAUGCAGCCCAGAAGCCCAGCACUGGAGGCCAACAUAGAGAAGAUCUGCACGGCCACCAUGUACUUGCCCUUGGUGCUCAGGUAGGUGGGCACAAAAGACACCCAAACACUGCAGAAGACCAGCAUGCUGAAGGUGAUCAGCUUGGCUUCGUUGAAGGAGCCGGGCAGCUUCCUGGCUAGGAAAGCCACCGUGAAGCAGGUGGCAGCCAAGAAGCCCAUGUAGCCGAGGGCAACGUAGAACAUGGCCACAGACCCUUCGUUGCAUUGCAAGAUGAUCUCUUCCACCUGGGAGCGCAUGUCGGGCUCUGGGAAUGGGGGAGAAGAGCCCAGCCAGAUGGUGCAGAUGAGAACUUGCGCCCCAGAACAGGAGAUGACCAUGGAGUUGGCCAGACUCUUGCCCAGCCAUCUCCUCACCCUGUUCCUGGGCUUUGUGGCCAGGAAGGCCAGCACCACCGUGAUGGUCUUUGCCAAGACAGAAGAAACAGCAACUGAGAAGAUGAUGCUGAAGGCCGUUUGUCGGAGAAGGCAGGUCUCUUUCCUUGGGCGCCCGAUGAAGAGGAAGGAGGACCAAAAGGAAAGCAGGAGGGAGACGAGCAGGAUGUAGGAGAGGUCCCGGUUGUUGGCUUUGACUAUGGGAGUUUCCUUGUAUUUAAUGAAGAUUCCCAAAACGAUGCCUGCUGUUAAGGACAAGAAGAGGGCAAUGGAAGCUAAAACUAUUCCUAAAUAUUCUCCAUAAGUCAGGAAGGUGAUAAUCUUGGGGACACAUUGAUCUCUGUCCUUGUUUGAAUGGUGAUCUUCUGGGCAUUUGGUGCAAUGUUCUGCAUCUGGGGAAGAGAGUAAGAGUGGCUGCAGCAUCACUUACAUCCCUAAUGAUCUGUGCUCUAUUAACAUUGUGAUCUAGGAUAAACUGAGAGGCAGUGACCACUCCACUUCUGUUAACUGUAUUGUUUGCAUCCUGCCUAUUCCUCUUUGUCUGAACCUUUAAAAUGCAGACAUUGCUUCCAUGCAAUGUUCAUAGCAGUGAGAUCAGAACGGUCCAUAGCUUAUAUUGUAAUAAUUUUCACAUGAAGUAUUUAUUUUUAUUGUGCUUUUGCUGUUAAUAAUUUCUGCUUUUCAUCGUCUAUCCAUUAUUUUUGAUAAGUGUCAACAUUAUUUCCUUUUUCUGUGGCUUGGUUUAAAAAAUAAAAAGGAAUGCUUUGUGGGCAUUCCUCUCACAGCUGCCCAGUUUGCACCCCAGAGAUUUCUUCCUUAUGGUCAUUCCUAUCAACUCACUUCCUGGAUGUAAUAAAGGUGAUUAAUACUAAGGAAGUCAAGGAAGGAUUCCCAUUUCCCUAUGUCUGCAGAAUAGUCAUAAAAAGUGUGUGAGACUGAAUUUCUGCCCUGUGUUUACUCUCUCCAGGAAUUCCUUUCCCCUUGGAGUCACCCACCUUCCUGGGCGGAGAAGGUCCCUUCUGCACACCGAGCACAAGCGUAGCAGCAAAUGGGCUUUCCUUCUAGAACCACCUUGGCAUAUCCAGGUCGACAUCUUUCUGUACACCUGGAACGAGGUACAGUCUAACCAGAAAACAAGAAGGUGCAACCAAGAGGAACAGUUAGGAGUAUUUGUGUGUAUGUAAUUCACUCAACGCGAUUUCUAUAGCAUGGUGGUGAUCCCUGACAACCGGUCUUGCCAGCUCAGGAUGAUGGGAGUCCAAAGACAGCUGGGGACCCAAGUUUGGGAAACCCUGAUCUACCCCAAGAUUUGCAGUUGUGGCCCCCAAUGAAUCAUCCAGGAAAUCAUCACAGCUCUAUAUCAAUCACAUAGAGGUUGGGGAGGGGUCUGUCUGGCAGGGAAUCCUGAGAGAUCCCAGUUGCCGUUUCCAGCAGCCAAGAACCCCAGUUGCCUGCCAUCUCCCCAUUCCCUGAAUGCGGUCAGUUCUCUUUAGCUGCAGAACAUGAUCUCUGGAAUGCAGCCUUUGACCCCACAUCAGGGUCCUUUCAACCCCCCACUGACCAUUGGGGUGACCAGAAUAUCUUGUGCUUUAAAUUUAGUUCAGUACAGCUGAGGUUUGAGCCACAGAACUCUGUUUCCUCUUCUCCAUUUACCUGUUUCCCUUCUUAAAAAAACUUCAAAGCAAAUGGCAAUGAGUCUGACAUGUGAUUCCCCCAAAUUUCAGGAUUCAGAGAGAGAGAGAGAGAAAGCGCUUUGCUGUUCAAUACCCAACUGAAAGGAGAGUUGGGUUUUUGGGUGGGGUUUUGCCAAAUCGCUUGAAUUGAUUUUCCAAAUUUCACUACAUCAACCACAAAUUAAGACAAAUUUAAUACAAGUGAGCUUACUCACAAAUUUAAAAAAAUAUACAAUAAAUCAGUAAUCAUCAUUUGUAAAAUAAAUUACUUUUCAUCCUUCUGCAUGUAUGAAAGGUCAGUAUCCUUUAUUUGAGCAUCCCAAAUUCCCCUCCUAUUUCAGCUGCUGUAGAAAGAAGGCAUGCUGGUUCCAGCUGUUACUGGACAGUCAACCUGACAUGGUCAUUCUGCAGUGGUUGUUCAAGGAACAGCACAGUCAGGAUCUCCUAGCCCCUCUCCCCCAAUUAUUCCCCCUACCUUGUUGAAUUUCUUGGGCCACUCAAUGGCUUCUGGCCUUCUCCCUCUGUGAUUUACCCUACCUUAUUGAAUUUCUUGUUCCACUCAAUGGCUUCUGGGUUAAUGGUGAACUUUAUGCCAGCAGACGUCUCUUUCCUUAUAUUUCCAAUUUUCACAAGGUCACGAGACUUAUUGGGAGACAUCACCCAGUUCAUAAUAUCAAAGUCCGCUGGUUGCUCCCAGUUCUCAUCCAAGCACAGCCUGCCUCUGGAAGUAUUCAGACACCGGAUUUCUCUUAAGAAAGGGUGAAGCUGGAAUGACAGGGGAAAACACCGGCACUGAGAAACUGGGAAGCUACAGCAGACAAUUAAUCAAGCCAAAAUGGGAAAAACACCUAUGGCCAGGUGGGCUAUCAGCAAAGUACUAUAAAAAAUUACAAGAUUAUUUGGCACAACCACUAAAAGAUUUAAGAUACUUACAUUACACUGAUUCUUAAAAAAAGAUACAGAUCUAUUAUCAGUCAAAAAUUAUAGGCUGAUUUCUCUAUUAAAUAAUGACUAUAAGCUGUUUGCAGACCUAUUGGCAAACAGCAUGAAAGUGCUAUUAAUGGAUUUAAUUCAUCAGGACCAGGCUGAUUUUUUACCAGGCCGCCAGAUGAAGGAUUAUAUAAGGAAUAUAAUUGAUAUAAUAGAAGAUCUGGAAGUUAGAAAUGAUAAGCAAGCAGUGUUGAUUUUUAUAGACGCAGAGAAGGCCUUUGACCAUGUUUCAUGGACUUCUACGAAGAAGACUAUAGAGAUGAUGAAUGUCAGAGAGUCAUUACAGUGGUACUUCAGGUUAAGAACUUAAUUCGUUCUGGAGGUCUGUUCUUAACUUGAAACUGUUCUUAACCUGAGGUACCACUUUAGCUAAUGGGGCCUUCCGCUGCCGCCGCGCGAUUUCUGUUCUCAUCCUGAAGCAAAGUUCUUAACCCGAGGUACUAUUUCUGGGUUACCAGAGUCUGUAACCUGAAGCGUCUGUAACCUGUAGCGUCUGUAACCUGAGGUACCACUGUACUUACAGGAAUUGACUCAAUUUAUUCUGACUAACAGGCUAUGAUGAUAGUAAAUAAUGUAAUAACAGAAAAAAUCAAAAUAAUGAAAGCAACAAGACAGGGAUAUCCCCAGUCACCAUUAUUAUUUUAGUUUUAGAGACCCUGGUCAGAAGUAGAAGAUCAGAUGAAUAAAUAAAAGGGAUAACAGUAGGUUAAAGGUAAAGGUAAAGGGACCCCUGAACAUUAGGUCCAGUCAUGACCGACUCUAGGGUUGUGGCGCUCAUCUUGCUUUAUUGGUCAAGGGAGCCGGCGUACAGCUUCCGGGUCAUGUGGCCAGCAGGACUAAGCCGCUUCUGGAGAACUAGAGCAGCGCACGGAAACGCCGUUUACCUUCCCGCCAGAGCGGUACCUAUUUAUCUACUUGCACUUUGACGUGCUUUCGAACUGCUAGGUUGGCAGGAGCAGGGACCGAACAACAGGAGCUCACCCCGUCGCGGGGAUUUGAACCGCCGACCUUCUGAUUGGCAAGUCCUAGGCUCUGUCGUUUAACCCACAGCGCCACCCGCGUCCCAACGGUAGGUUACAAAGUAUAUAAACUCAAGGCAUUUGCAGAUGACCAUGUGGUAACUGUAGGAGACCCCAUGGCUAGCCAACCAAGGGUCUUGAACAGAUUCUCAAGUUGGAGAAGUAGCAGGUUUUAAACUAAAGGUAGAACGAAAGUAUUGGUGGAAAAUGUGACAGAACUGAUGAUUGAGAAGAAAGUUUAAUAUUUAGGAGUAUGGAUAACAGCUACGAACAUAAAUAUUUUUAAGAUUAACUAUACAGGAGCUUGGAAAGAAAUAAAAAAAAAACUUAAAUAAAUAUAUAUAUAAAAAAUAGAGAUAUCUGGAGGGUGGCAGCACGACAACAGGACUUUUCUGUGGUGGCUCCUCGCUUGGGGGAUGCUCUCCCAGGGAGGCUCCCUGGACACCUUUGUGACAAAUCCUUGGGGGGCCAGGCGAGAAAGUUAUUCUGUAACCAGGAUUUGGGUGGAUAAAACCAUCUCUGGGCAUUUUAAUGUGCUUUUGGUUUGCUUGUUUUCUUUCUUUCGUUUGCUUUUUCUAUUCUCAUUUUGUAUUUUUAUUCUGCAAACCACCCUGUGAUCUUCAGAUGAAAGUUGAUAUAUAAACAGAAUAAUACUAAUAUUAUUACUACAGACCCUCCAAAGGUCAAAAUGGCACCCAGUUGAGAGGUGCUGGAGCUGAGUUCCAGCGAGUUCCCCCUGAAGAAAGCCCUGGGUAUAAAUAGUAAAAUGAUCGUUAUGGGAUGGGACAUCCCUAUUUUCAUCGGAGAAAUGUUGGAGGGUAAGCUACUAUAACUAUUACUAAUAGUAACUAUGAUAUUUUACAGGUCUAUCCCCAGUCAAGAUCAGCAUCUGUGUGGACUGCAGUUUGCAAAAAGGGGAAGGAAAUACCUGCCACGGCUGUAGCCUUUGGGCUCCCCAUUGCUCUCCUUCCUCCACCAUCAGCCUCCUCUGGGAUCUAGAUGAAAGCGAAGCAUGCAAGGCCUGAGCCACAGCUUGAACAUUGAUGUAAGUGCCAUAGCUGUCAUAAGACAGGGCUCUCUCACGCUCCCCUUGGAGCAAUGGCUGCAGUUUCUCCUCCUCUCUGCAUCUUAUCCUGCCUUUCACGGACAACAGAUGCUUUGAAUAUGAACACUGAUAAGCUUCAUCUAAAAAAUCUCCAAGAAGAUUGGUCUGCAAUUUAUAUUUGUCACCUUUGCUGCUCCUUAUUCCAGUCUGAAUUGCAAAGGACAGAGAACCAUGGAGGUGCUGGAAGUUAUUUGGAAGGAUGUAAAAGCCAAUUCUGAUUUCUAGCAAAGCUGUUGUGAUCCAGACUUUCGCCCCUAUUUCCUUCUCAUAGAUAUCGUGUAUUACCAUGAAUAUUAUGAUACCCAGUGCAUUGGUUAUAUAGGAAACAAAUACCCCAACUUGUCUCCAUAGGAAAAAAGGUUCCCUAGGCCUGAUAAAUUGAUUUAGAUCAUUUUCUGGUACUCUUUUUGAUAAAGCAAUGCAGAUCCCUUUGCUGAGCAUCAGAGGUUUCACAGCGCUCACAAAUCUUUCUCCACUGUCAUUGUCUGGAGUAAAGAGGCCAAUCCACGUCCAUCCAAAAUACAGGAGCAAUUCAACAAUCCCCUGGUACUGACUUUCCUCUUUUGGACUCAUCCGGUAGACAAAAGGGAACAGGGUUUUACCUUCGAGAACCUGGGCAGUGAAGCCAUAACUGAUCUAGCAAGGGAAGCACAAGAUCAGCAAUUUAUUUUACUUUCAGCAUAACAGAUAUUUAAUCAUAUGAAAUGACUGAUAUCUAAAUCUCUGCUGGCUGAGGCUGAUGGGAGUUUUAGUCGGAAACAUCUGGAGGUGUCAAGUUGGUGAAGGCUCAGUUUUGAAAAAGGGAUGUUGGAUCCAUAGCUCAGGAUUUUCCCAUUUUUAAAAAUAUCCCUACUUGACCCCUCCAAAGAGAAAGUAGAAUCUUAUGCAGUUGAAAUUCUAUGUCCUUCCAUGCUCUUCCCCUACUUACCUGUGGGAUUUUGUAGAUGCCUGACAGGGCUGAAAUCACUCUUGAGAUCACAGUGUUGCCUCUUUCAAGAACAGCCAGCAGGGGAUUCUGUUCUCCACAGUGAUAAUUGGGAAUCUUGCAUCCACUGCCUGCAAGCAGCUCUAGCAUGGCGUCCGAAGUCAUCUUUGCAUCUAAAUAGUUCUCAUAGAUGUUGUAGCCCAGAGUAAUGUUGGGUAAGAGACUGAGAUCCUGGUUGAUCUCUUGGAUGGUGAACAGGAAAGACAGCAUGUGCCAGAAGAACCUAGUUGACUCCCUGCAAUAAAUGAAUUAUUUAAAAAGAGUGAAACUGAUAUUCAUAUUAAUGGGAGGAAGGAAACAUUACAUGAUCCACAAAUAUUAGUAUAUUUUAUUUAUUUAUUUAUUUAUUCAUUCAUUCAUUCAUUCAUUCAUUCAUUCAUCCACCCACCCACCCACCCACCCACCCAUCCAUCCUUUUGCAUUAAUAUCAAACCUUUUCCUGUCUAGCAUAGAACAAAAAUUUGGAGACCGCUGCUCCAUGACAGGAGCUUUGAUGCAAACAGCACACAGAGCUGUUUAACAGUGGAACAGACUCCCUCCGAAGGUGACCAUGUGUCAUGGAUGCUUCAGGUGAGAUUCCUCCAGGUCCCUUCCAUCUCUACAACUCUAUGAUUCUUUACUACUGUGGUUGUAUGAGUAGGAAAUGAAAGUGGCCCUCAAAAUGUGUGAUAUACUGGGAAGCUGCUCCAUAGGCUGCUUUUGCUGCAGUGGUCUUUGGCGCCUUCCAAGGGGCUAGACUACAGGUAGAUAAGAGACCAUUUUAUUGAAAGAGGGGAAGCACCAAAUACCUCAGUACACUUUUACUUAGAAAUGAGGCCUGGUCGCUUUCAGGUUUGAGUGUGUGGUAAAAUUUAUAAUUUUGCCCAUAUUUUGGAUCACUGGCUCCCACCAAUGAGGACACCCCUGGUCUGUAUUAUUUUACAUAAUCAUUUUAUUUGAAGCAUAUCAUUCCUGUUCUUCGCCCAUAAAAAUCCAGCCAUUUUCAGGAGUUUCUUAAAACGCUUCUAAUUUUUUUAAAAAAAUGACAGAAAGGGGAAAGUGCUGGGAUUGGAGGAGGAAACCUUUAAUGUAGCUGAGGCAGAUUUCUCCAUGAUGGGCUGUAGGUCUCCGUUGCAUUGUGUAAAGAGAACUGUGAUAAGGCUGUUCACAAAUGAUCCCAAUAGAAUAAACAUAAAAUAAUCUUAGCAGCUUGGGAAUUUCUUGAGUUUCAUGCCACCCUCUGGCUUAGGAAGAAACCUCAAACACCUCAAUACUUUGAAAUGAGGCCAGUUGUGUGUGGUCAAAAAAGGAAUAAUUCCUUUUCACAUUUUAGAGAUCUAAGUCCACUUACAAGGAACUCCCCUGGCAUAUUAUUUUAUUUAUCCUUUCAAUUAAAGCACAUCUUUCCUUCUGUUCAGCCUCCAAAUGUCACCAAGAGGCUCUUAAAAUUCCAUUUGCAAAACUGUAGCAUUCCUUAAUGACAGUUUAUGAAUUGUCCAAAUGUAAUAAUAAUGAAUAAAACCUUUGAGCCUUGAAAAUUGCCUGAGUUUCAUGGCAUCCUGCAGGUGGGGAAAUUCAGUGCAUCCUUUUGAACCCUGACCAGAUCAUUGGCUUUCUUGCAUUCUUCUAAAAGCAACACAGACGCAUAGGAACAGGAUUGUUUUACUUAGGAAGACAGAGGGAAGAAGGAAAUAAGAAAGGUUUUUUACUGGACCCCCCCAGCUCCCAUCACCCCCAGCCAGCAAGAGCAAUGAUCAGGGCAGGGCAGUCCUGCAACAUCAGUCCUUGGCUCCCCAGCCCUGAGAUAGGGGCUCUUUCCUAUUUCAACCAUUACAAGGACUGGAGGACCAUGAAACCCAUCCGCAUAUGAUUUUACAUACACUUCAUUCCUGGCGAAGGGUGUCUGAGUAAAGUUGUAUGGGGUUGUCUCAAUUAGGCGUUUUGGAGAGAUGAUCCCACUGAUGAGAAAGUGUCCCGGCCAGUAGUAAUUGCGAGCAUCCGUUUCAUCCCUGACCAGAUUCAAGGGGCAUUUCGCCUUGUGGUUCCCGCAGACUCCAAAGGGCAUCAUGAGCAGCAGAAGCAGCAACAGAAGGAGCAAGGAUCUCAUUCUGGCUCUGCUUCCUCCUCCUCCUCUUACCUGCCAAGGAGGCAAAGCAGAAGAACCCAAAGACUCUUGCAAGACCAAACUGGGUGGGCUUUCCCAAUCUGGGUGGUUUUCAACUCUGCCUUCAGAGCUAGGAAGCACAAGGCAGGCACACCCCUCUUUCACCAGCUCUGCAUCUUGACUCAGUCUGUCUCCAACACAGGAAAUAUUCUCUGCACCAACUUUUUCUUUCCCAGUCACAGUUCAAUUAAUAUUGCCAUGCUGUUGUUGCUUUCCGAGGCUCAUGCAAUCUCCAGAAAUAUCUCCUGAGCUUUUAGAAGAUGAGAUCACUAUAAUUUCGACUAUUCUAAGUGGAAUAAUUUUCAGCACAAUAACUUUCUGGAGUCUUGAAUGGCUCAAGCGGCAGGUGCAGAACUGGAGAAAAACAUGUUGGACAGAAGUCAAGGGGAGUGUUUGGGAGUUGGAAGUUUGGUCUGAACUUUGCUCCCAAGGACCAAAGAAGGAGCUGGAUCCAACCAUGGACUCUCCUUCCUUGGAGGUUUUGAAGCAAAGGUCAGACAGUCAGGAAUGGACAACAGCCAGAUGGAGGAGUCCCAGACUUGUAUCCCAGGCAUCCUAAGCCCUUUUAAAAUUUGGGGGGGAGGGCAGAGGCUGUUAUUGGGUUGUUGUUUUUAUUUUGAUUAUAUAUAUUGUGCUUUUGAAGGAAGGUUUUUGAUUUUGUUCUGUGAACCGCCCUGAGACCUCCAGGGAUAGAGCGGUAUAUAGAUUAAGUACAUAAAUAAAUAAAGGAAUAAGUAUGAAUAAAUAAAAAUGAAUAAAUGAAGAAUGUUGAGAAAUACCAUCCUUAUUACUGUGAACGGGAUACAUGGCGGUGGGAUCUUGUUUCUUAGAGGCUGCUAGAGACAGAGACUGGUGGAGCCUGCGAUGGGGAUGGUUUUCUCAAGCCCACCCUCAGGCCACUUUGGGUGAGUUUGGGCUGCUUGAUUCCUGCCACUUGCUUCUGGUUCUCCCCCGGAAGGGAAGUAGCGCCUUGGUGGCUUCAAAGCCACUUCAAGUGAAUUUCCACCCCAUCUUUGAAAGGCUUCUCCAACAGAGGGAAGCUCUCUGGGGUUGGUUGAGGAGAGAAAGGUUGUCCUGAGCCUUAGACCCCCCUUCCCCUUUGACAUGUGUCGUCUGUUAUGUUGACCCACAACUUAACAUUUCCCUUCCCCUUUGACAUGUUCUGAGGAAGGUGAGCUUCUGUUGUACAUGGAGCCAACUUGCUCCUCUUCUUUGGGCAGAAACUUCUCUACUCAUAAACGAAUUGUCUGCCCACAAGCCAGGCUAGUAUUCUAGCAGCUUUAUUAAUCUUUAUCAGUUCUUUCUUUCUUUCUUUCUUUCUUUCUUUCUUUCUUUCCUUAUUUAAUCUGUUUCAUAAAAUCGAUGCAGCACUUGAUUAGGCCAAUAACCCCUAAAGCACUUUAUUUUAAGAUAAGGCAGGACAUUCAGAAAAAAGUUUACAAACUUACUUCAGAACAUUUAAAAAAGUAAUAAUAAUAAUAAUAAUAAUAAUAAUAAUAAUAAUAAUAAUAAAUUUUAUUUAUAUCCCGCCCUCCCCAGCCGAAGCCGGGCUCAGGGCGGCUAACAACAAUCAAAUAAUCAAACAAUCAAAUAAUCCAACAUUCUAAAAACAUUUCAUUAUAAAAAUUAAUUAAAAUCAAAUUAAUGGCAACUGUUAAGCAAAAUUCUGUGCAGGUUGCCAGAGGAGGGAGUCAGGCUGUGCCCUGACCAAAGGCCUGGUGGAACAGCUCCGUCUUGCAGGCCCUGCGGAAAGAUGUCACGUCCCGCAGGGCCCUAGUCUCUUGUGACAGAGCGUUCCACCAGAUCAGGGCCACAGCCGAGAAAGCCCUGGCUCUGGUUGAGGCCAGCCUAACCUCUCUGUGGCCUGGGACCUUCAGGAUGUUUUUAUUUGCAGACCGUAGGUUCCUCUGUGGGGCAUACCAGGAGAGGCGGUCCCGUAGGUGCGAGGGUCCUAGGCCGUAUAGGGCUUUAAAGGUUAAAACCAGCACCUUAAACCUGAUCCUUUACCCCACCGGGAGCCAGUGCAGCUGGUAUAGCACUGGGUGAAUGUGAUCCCGCAGUUAGGACCCCGUAAGGAGUCUCGCCGCGGCAUUCUGCACCUGCUGGAGUUUCUGGGUCAGUCUCAAGGGCAGCCCCACGUAGAGCGAGUUACAAUAAUCCAGUCUGGAGGUGACCGUCGCGUGGAUCACAGUGGCUAGGUCAGGGCGAGAGAGAUAAGGGGCCAACUGCUUAGCUCGGCGGAGAUGAAAAAAUGCCGCCUUUGUUAUAGCUGCAAUCUGCGCCUCCAUAGAGAGGGAGGUAUCGAAGAUUACACCCAAACUCUUAACUGACGGUGCUGGCACUAAUUGCACCUCCACAAGAGAUGGGAGUUGCCCCCUCAAUCCCAUAUCGUCCCAUCCCAGCCAGAGGACCUCUGUCUUCGAAGGAUUUAACUUCAACCGGCUCCCACGUAACCAUCCAGCCACAGCUUCCAGACAUCUGGUCAGUGUGUCUGGGGCCGAGUCAGGAUGGCCAUCCAUCAACAGAUAGAGUUGGGUGUCAUCGGCAUACUGAUGACAACCCAGCCCAAAACUCCGGACAAAAUAACAAAACGGACUGAAAUUGUAUCAGCUUCCUAAGAAUCUGGGUGUGUAGCCUUAUGAGGCUUUGCCCUCGGGUGGGAAAAAUAUUGCGCCUGGGAAAGGGAAGUGGGAGUCAACAGACACUCAAGGAAUAGUUUCGGAGAAAAGGCUUUUAUUUCUACCAUCCAUGAACUGGUAGAAGGAGCAAGUGUGAUAAGUCACAAAAAGCAUGCAUGAGUUCACAGUCAUGUGCACAAGCAUAUAUACCCCUUUCCAGUUCCCUCCCCCUUUCUCCUCCCUCAGGAGUCCUGCCCCAUGUUGAGGUUCCUGAGCAUGUACAGAAAGCUGUCUUGGGACUAUUGUGGACUCUUGGCAGGAAAGGGGGUGAGGGGGUUUCAGUGUGUUCCAGUUGUUUCAUUCUUGUGCUUUGGCAUGGUUCCCGGAGAGAAAGCAAGUUGCAACGUGGUUCUGAGAAAGGCCUGAGAAACGAUGGACUGUGUUCCCUACCUUUGUUGCAAUCUUUUUAGUUACAGCAAGCGGAAUGUUUCUGAUGCUUAGCUAAUGCCUUUUAGCUGCUGAGAAAAAUGAUUUUGAAAAGCUCUGAGAAGCUUUGAGCCUGCUUUGGUGGGGGGUGACUUCUGGCCUAGGUGAGGUCACCUGUCCUCACCUUCCUUCAGGUGGAUGCUAUAUUUAUUAAAUUUAUUUUUUUUAAAAAAAAAUUAUUAAGUCUCCAAAGAUAUUCCAAAACACUUGUCUACCUACCAGAGGUUUUUUUAAAAAACAACUAAAUACAUAAUGCUUCUUGACUCCCCACCCCUCUUGAUGUUUGUUUUAUUACUCCUUUUUAUCACCUGUUUUAAAAAACAUGUUUAAGUUAUCUAAGCCCCGAAGUCGUAUACAGCGGUGCCUCGCAAGACGAAAUUAAUUCGUUCCGCGAGUUUUUUCGUCUAGCGAAUUUUUCGUCUUGCGAAGCACGGUUUCCCAUAGGAAUGCAUUGAAAUUCAAUUAAUGCGUUCCUAUGGUCAAAAAAAGUCCAAUCAAAGCCAAAUUUGGUACAACAAUAGUUUAUUAACUGCUCUUUAAAGUCACACAUACUUUAAAGAGCAUAUCAAAAUUGAAGGAACAAUAAAUUAAGUUUCUAAACAUGACAGAAAAACAUUUAAAAAUCAACAAAGUGUACUGUACAUACAUUUUCUAAGACUCUGGGGAACCACUCGAAGAAGGUUCCUCUUCCACUCUUUGCUUCUUGCUGAGGAACCUGUCCAUGGUCUGCUGCUUCAUCCGCCUUUUCAGCAGCUCCCUGAGAGGCAACAUGACCGUCGUAUCAAAAGUGUUCGCUUGGUCAUGUGCCACGUGCUUGUUAGGGUGGUGCCGCUCUGCAAAAGCCUGCACCUCCUUCCACUUCUGGCAAAUGUCCCUCAGUUCUUUGGAGGACGGCCGUUCCUCAGUUGCUUCCUCCUCUUCCAGCGAGGCCUGCUCCUGCGCAACCUCUGCCUGCAGUUCAACCAGCUCCUGGGUGGUCAGCUCGUGGUCGUGCUCCUCCACCAGCUCGCUGACGUCCUCCUCUGUGACCUCCAGGCCCAUGGUCCUCCCCAAGGCAACAAUGUCCUGCACCACUGUUGACUCUGGUGCAUCAGAGUCACUUGGUGCCACACAGUCCGGCCACAGGCUGCGCCAAGCGCAAUUCAAAUUUCUCUGGCUGAUCCCGUUCCAGGCCGUGGUGAUCAUCUUCAAGCAGGUGACGAUGUCGAAGUGGUCCUUCCAGAAUUCCCGCAGGGUGAUGGUGGUGCAAUCAGUCACCUCGAAGCAUCGCCUGAAAAGCUCCUUGGUGUAGAGUUUUUGAAAUUGGCGAUGACCUGCUGAUCCAUCGGCUGGAGCAGUGGCGUGGUGUUAGGCGGCAGGAACAUGAUGUUGAUGAAGCUGAACUCCUCCAACAAGUCCACCUCAAGGCCUUUAGGAUGAGCAGGAGCAUUGUCCAUCAGAAGCAAAGCCUUCAGCGGCAGGUCGUUGUCCAGCAGGUACUGUUUGACAGCAGGGCCAAAAGCAAGAUUGACCCAGUCCACAAACAGCACACGUGUGACCCAAGCCUUGCUGUUGGAUCGCCACAUGACACUCAGCCGCUCCUUGUCGACCUUGUGUUUCUUGAAGGCCCGUGGGUUCUCCGAGUGGUACACCAGCAGGGGCUUGAUCUUCAGGUCGCCGCUUGUGUUGGCACAGAAGAGCAGGGUCAGGCGGUCCUUCAUGGGCUUGUGGCCAGGCAACUUGGCCUCCUCCUGUGUGAUGAAAGUCCUUUUGGGCAUCCUCUUCCAAAACAGCCCGGUCUCGUCGCAGUUGAAGACCUGCUGUGGAACGUAGCCCUCCGUCUUCACAACCUCCAGGAACUCCGAGGCAAAGUCUUCAGCCGCAGGAACAUCAGAACUGGCAGCCUCUCCAUGCCUGACCACGCUGUGGAUUCCAGAUCUUGCCUUGAACCGGUCAAACCAGCCUCUGCUUGCCUUGAAGACUUCUGGCUCGCCUGAGGUUCCUGGCUGUUCCCGGAUGAGGUCUGCGUGCAAGGCCUUGGCCUUCUCACAAAUGACGGCCUCAGUCACUGUGUCCCCUGCACGCUGCUUCUCUUUUAACCAGAUGAGCAGCAACUUCUCAACCUCCUCCAGAACAGCUGGGCGGUUCUUCACGAUCCUGGCUGCAUCAGUCGCAAGGAUCUUCUCCCUCAUCUUCAGGAUGGUCCCGAUGGUCGAUGGGUUCCUGCCGUACUCCCUGGCGAGGUCCGUCACACGCAUUCCACCGUCGUGCUUCCAGAUGAUCUCCUUCUUAAUUUCCAGCGUCACCUUCUCCUUCUUCCUCUCGCCGGCCUCCGCAGCAGCAGCAGUCUUCUUGGGUCCCAUGGCAGCACAGCUCUUACCUUCGUAAACUCAGAAAAGAAAAAAAUAAAUCAGCAAUUCAAACCCAGAACCAAGUCCUUGAAUUCCAAACACCCAACCCAAAAUCCAAAAACCCCCAAAAAAGUUUUAAAAGUUUAACUUACGAAAUGGCUGCAAAUCGCCAAAGUCUUCAAAAUCCUCAAAUGGCUGCAAAAGAAGUUUGGGGAAAGCUUUAAAAAUCACCAAAGUCUUCAAAAACCUCAACUGUUCCCCCAGCCCCUCCCCAACUGUUGCAAACCCCUCCCCAACUGUUGCAAACUCCUCCUCAACUGUUCCCCCAUCCACCCAGCACACAGAAAUUCAAACCCAGAAAUUUUUUCAAAAAAACAACAACAUGGCCCAAUGGUUACAGAAAACCAUAAAAAUUCAUUAAAAACCACACAAGCUUCCAGAUUCUUGCAAACCCCUCCCCAGCUGUUCCCCCAGCCACCCAGCACACAGAAAUUCAAAACCCAGAUUUUUUUUUCAAAAAAAAAAUCAUGGCCCAAUGGUCACAGAAAACCAUAAAAAUUCAUAAAAAACCACACAAGCUCCCAGAUUCUUGCAAACCCCUCCCCAGCUGUUCCCCCAGCCACCCAGCACACAGAAAUUCAAAACCCAGAAUUUUUUUUCAAAAAACAACAACAUGGCCCAAUGGUCACAGAAAACCAUAAAAAUGCAGAAAAAACCACACAAGCUCCCAGAUUCUUGCAAACCUCUCCCCAACACCAAGUCCUUGAAUUCUAAACAUCCCAACCCAAAAUCCAAAAACCCCAAAAAAAGUUUUAAAAGUUUAACUUACCAAACAGCUGCAAAAGAAGUUUUGGAAAAGCUUCAAAAAUUCAGCAAACUCUUUAAAAAGCUCAAAAAGGCCACCACACCGCGUGCAAUGUGUUGCUCCUCAAGGUCAAGUCGCAACUGCACCUCUUCCAGCAAUGCACCCUGGGUAUUAACGGUUUUACGAAAAAGGAAACAAACUUGCAAGACGUUUUCGUCUUGCGAAGCAAGCCCAUAGGGAAAUUCGUCUUGCGAAGCAACUCGAAAACGAAAAAACCUUUCGUCUUGCGAGUUUUUCGUCUUGCGAGGCGUUCGUCUUGCGGGGCACCACUGUAUCAGUAAUCCUCUGCUUAUAUUUCAAAUCCUGCCUUUGACUUCAGGUAUGGAUGUUAGUAUGACAGAUAAUGUAACAAUGGUCUCCAUUCUUCCUUGAACAAUUCUUCCUUAUGUCCUCUUAGUUUAGCAGGGAAUUUCUCCAUUUCAGCAUAUUCCACCAGCUUCAUAAGCCAUUCCUCGUUGGUGGGGAAUUCUCCCUCUUUCCACUUCCGUGUGUAUAAAGUCCUAGCUGUUGUGGUUGCAUUCAGAAAACCUAACUAACUACUGGUCAGUUUCUCAUCUCCCUUUCGUGUGUAAUUGUUAUGUACUGAGUUGAAUAGGAUCCAAAAUGCAGCAGUCUGAUUGGUCCUAGAACAAUAGGAUUCAGAAUGCAGCACUAUGAUUGGUCUCCAGGAGCCACCCAAUCCAGCUCCAGAUGGAAGUGAAUCCCCAACCUGAUUGGCUCACAGGAGAAUCCCGGAAUUAGCCAAUCACGUGCAGCCCAUUGUGUAAAUAAUGUAUAUAAAGCAGAUACUUUGGGGGGACUUUCAUUCCUCCUCACCACUAUGAGCUGAAUAAAGAGCAUGAAAUCCACUCUCGACUCUGAGUUUAUUUCAGUAAUGUUCUGGAGUGAGUGGCCGCAGACCAGAUCCAGGCGCUUUUGAAAGAAACUGAUUUUCUGGAUCCGUUUCAAGUGGGGGUUUUGUGACAAAGACACCUGAGAGCCGAAUCAGCCAAGCAGGCUGGGAAGUGCUGGGACUGCGCCGCCAUUUGGGCCUAGUCAUGUUCUCCAGGCCUGACUGCUAACUGCUGAGUCGCUCUGGCAUGGGACUUGGCAGCCAUUUUGUCUCUGCGUUCUCUGUAAGGUUUCAGUCAGAGUCAGUCUGCCUCAGUUGUGAGCAGUAUGGAAUCUCAGUCAAACUGUUUGGAACCAUGUUGUUUAGGAAGAAGUUUAUUUUAACUUAGUAAAGUCAAUUAAAAACUCUGCAUUAGUAGUUUACGCUGCGCGUCAGUUUAGGUCUGACGUCGUUUCCAGACGGUGUUAGUUGGGGAAUGCUUUUCAGCUCCGGGAGCCUUGAAUGUGGGGUUUACAGGGCUCAAUCCUAUCCACAGGGCACUGGCUCCUGGUGGAGUACAGGAUAAUAAUAAUAAUAAUAAUAAUAAUAAUAAUAAUAAUAAUUUAUACCCCACCCAUCUGGCUGGGCUUCCCCAGCCACUCUGGGCAGCUUCCAAAAAAAUAUUAAAAUACUGUAAUACAUCAAACAUUAAAAGCUUCCUUAAACAGAGCUGCCUUCAGAUGUCUUCUAAAAGUCUGGUAGUUGAAUAAUAGUAAUAUGUAGGAUCAGGUUCAAGGUGCUGGCUUAAGCUUUAAAGCCCUAUAGGGCCUAGGACCCUCGUACCUACGGGACCACCUCUCCUGGUAUGUCCCAUGGAGGACCUUAUGGUCUUCAAACAAAAACAUCUUGGAGGUCCCGGGCCACAGGGAGGUUAGACUGGCCUCAACCAGAGCCAGGGCUUUUUCGGCUGUGGCCCCGAUCUGGUGGAACGCUCUGUCACAAGAGACUAGGGCCCUGCGGGACUUGACAUCUUUCCGCAGGGCCUGCAAGACGGAGCUGUUCAGCCAGGGCACAGUCUGACCCCCUCCUUUGGUAAUCCCCGCAGAACUGUAGCCCAAUGGUUGCCAUUAAUUUGAUUUUGAAUUGAUUUUAGAAUGAAUUGAUUUUAGAAUUCUGUGUUACUUUUAUUGUUAGCCGCUCUUAGCCCGGCUUCGGCUGGGGAGGGCGGGAUAUAAAUAAAAUCUUCUUCUUCUUCUUCUUCCUCUUCUUCUUCUUCUUCUUCUUCUUCUUCUUCUUCUUCUCCCCCACAUUGUUUAACAUCUACAUGAAACCACUGGGUGCGGUUAUCCAGAGGUUUGGAGUAUGUUAUCAGAAUUAUGUUGACAACAGAGGGACUUCCGGGGUGGCGCCACCGGCAAUGGCGGACUCCCUCUGAAUUGGAGGGACUAGCUCCGUGGAAAACGGGUCUUUUCUGCUACGGCGAAGCGGGGACCCACUUAAAAAUCAUAGGCGGAUGAAGUCUGUGACCAUGGGACUCGGCGGGCACCUUUAGCGCCCCCCCAACCCGCUAAGGAACCCACUAACGGGCUCCGAAGUGAAGAGGGGGAAGUGGCGCGGUGCUGUGAGUCAACUGCUAUUUCCGUGGAGCGAAGCCGCAUAGCUGUUGCCGGAGAGCGCUGCCUUUUUCCUGGGACAAUUUGGACUUUAAAAUAAGCACCUGUGAGUACUUAGACUUUGAACAAUUGGACAUUAAAUAAGGACUUGCGAGUAGGAAAGAAUCGGACUUUAAAAAAAUUACUUGAAUUUGGUACGGAACGGGAAGGUCUAAACAGGAAGUCAUCCUUCCGUUCUUUUGUAAACAGAAUAAAGCAAAGGCAAUUUAAACUAGAGCUCAGGAAAUGGCUUUUAAAAGAUUGGAUUUCACCAUUUAAAAUUGUGGAACCCCCCUUCGACAGCAGGAGAAGGGGGGAAUCUUUUUGGACUGCUUUAAGUGACUUUAAAGUGAAGUAACUUUCCUCCGUCCUGAUCCUGGAGCGGGCUGUCAGGACUGACGUGUGAAGUUCAUUAACCAAAGACAAGUGUUUUUGACAGAUGGCUAAAAGAAGAGAAACCUAGUGAUUCCACUGUUCCCUUUCGCAUUUUAAAGGAUUAUAUAUGGACAAAGUAUCUUUAAAAAGGAAACUUUGUUGCAAGAAUAAAUAGAAGUCUUCCCCCUAGGGGGAGUCUGUGAAAUUGUAACUGUGAAACUGUAACUAACUCCAGGGAGUCGACAGCUGUUACAGAUUACAACCGUGGGAACAAGUAUCUGACCUUGUAGGACAAUGUAUUCAGAAGCCUUGUUGUAUGCUCUCUAUAAAACAAACGAUCUACUGGAACAAUUACACGAGAAGGUGAAUUGGAUGGCGACUUCCACUAGAAAUUUUGAACAGGCAGUGGGAAACUUUGAACAGACAGUGGGAAAAUACGUGGAGCCCACUCAGGAUUUAAAUCAGGAGUGUGUCUUGACAGAACAGGAGUUUUUGACACUAAAUCAGGAGUGUGUUUUGACAGAACAGGCCCAACAGGAAUAUGAUUUUUUGGAUUUGACAAAUGAACUUGGAAAAAGCCAUAUCUCGAAAGGAAAAGUUUGGCUUGGUUUGGAAAUGGGGGGCUGGAUUGACCGCCCUAUGCUGGGAUGUUUGGACUUCUCAAAUAUGGCAACGGGCCGUGAGAUGUUUGGGACUGUGCGGGCUCUCAAUUUUGGAGGGCCUUUGAAACAUGCUUUUAAAUACUACAUGGAAUUCAAUGUUGAACAUGGAAAAGGGGCUGAUCUGUUGAGAAGGGUUAAAAACAUUGUCAAGCUGGAGUUACCACGAGCAGGAGACAAGGGAAAAUACAGUUACAAAUAUGAAGAAGAGCCGCGAAAGGGUCAUGGAAGAGACUUGAGGGCCUUGAAUAUAAGGCUGCCAGGUUAAUGGGCUAGAUUGACGGGAAUAUGGACUGACAAAACCCGGAACCAGGAGGAAGGGACGCUGGAUGAAGAUUGGAUCUGUUUAUACCUCUUUUUUCAACCAUUAGAACUGUUUUAUAAAAUUUUUAUAAAAUUGAUGAAUGAUAGAAAAAUGUUGGAAUGAAAUUACUUGGCUUUAGCAAAGAUGUUCAAAGAAUUAUGAAAGAAUAUUAUGAUCAUGAGAAGUUGGUAAGGAUAAGAUUUAAGUUUUAAGUUUUAAGGUUUAUUUUAUUAUAGAAAGAUAAGGUCAAGGAUUUGCUGGGAUAAUUAAUAACUAGGAUACAAAGAAAGGGAGGAGAAGGAGGUCUAGGAAAGAAGGUAAUGACAGUUAAGGAUUUGAAAAUAAUGAAUUUGUUUUUAAAUGUUUUUAAAGUUUUGUGAUUUUUGCAUUCUUCUUUUUUUCUUUUUUUCUGUCAUUUUUUCUCAUUUGGAAUUUUUUUGUAUAUGGUGGGAAGGGGUUGGUGUUUUUUUUUUCCCCUUUCUCUUUCUAUUUUGGUAAUUAUUUUUAUCCUUUAUACUCUCUUCUGCUUUUAUUUUAUUUUUUCUCUUUUUUGUAACAUUUUGAAAAUCUCAAUAAAUAUCUUUAAAAAGAAUUAUGUUGACAACAUUCCGCUCUAUUUCUCCUUCACAUGUGCAGGGGAGGCAGUGGAAGUGCUGGACUUCCUUGGUCUUGUCUUGGUAAUGGAUUUCAAGUGGGGUUUAGGCCUGGUUUUGGUACAGAAACUGCUUUGGUCGUCCAGUAUGGUGACCUCUGUUGAGAGAGAGAAACAUGUCCCUGAUAAUUCUUCUCGACUUCUCACCGGCUUUCAGUACCAUUGACUAUGGUGUCCUUCUGGAGUGACUCUCAGAGCGAGGGGUGGGUGGCAGCGCUUUGUGGUGGUUCCAGUCCUACUUGGAUGGUCAUUUCCAGACAGUGUUACUUGGGGAAUGUUUUUCAGCUCCGGGAGCCUUGAAUGUGGGGUUCCAAGGGCUCGAUCCUAUCCCCACAUUGUUUAACAUCUACAUAAAACCGCUUUUCAGUCAAGGCUUGGCUAAGGUCAGCUGCUACUCUUUGGAACAAGGAGCUUACACGAUACAGAAAUUAAACCAACAGACUACGGGAGAUAACUUAAAUUAAUUUCUCAGUUUAUUGAUAUACAAAACUUAGGAGAACGAAAUGAGAUGAAGUGCACUUGUAAAUGAUACAGCAUACAAAAGAUUUCCACCCAUCUUACUGUUCAUGUCAACAGGACUUCCUAAAACCGAGGCUAAGAAUGAACACAAUCUCUUUCAGAGAUGGAGAAUAAACAGCAUGGAUGAGCAGGUGUGUUUCCUUUAUGAACUUCUGGACAUAGGGAAUAUGGACUAUUUUAAGAAUCAGAUGUCCCCUUAAUUCCUUGUUGUCAGGUGCUCCUUUGUGUUCAGAUCAGGCCUCAGCACAAUAAUGUAGCACUUGGGAAGGAAGAUGCAGCCCAGGAGCCCAGCACUGGAGGCCAACAUAGAGAAGAUCUGCACGGCCACCAUGUACUUGCCCUUGGUGCUCAGGUAGGUGGGCACAAAAGACACCCAAACACUGCAGAAGACCAGCAUGCUGAAGGUGAUCAGCUUGGCUUCGUUGAAGGAGCCAGGCAGCUUCCUGGCUAGGAAAGCCACCGUGAAGCAGAUGGCAGCCAAGAAGCCCAGGUAGCCGAGGGCAACGUAGAACAUGGCCACAGACCCUUCGUUGCAUUGCAGGAUGAUCUCUUCCACCUGGGAGCGCAUGUCGGACUCUGGGAAUGGGGGAGAAGAGCCCAGCCAGAUGGUGCAGAUGAGAACUUGCCCCCCAGAACAGGAGAUGACCAUGGAGUUGGCCAGACUCUUGCCCAGCCAUCUCCUCACCCUGUUCCCGGGCUUUGUGGCCAGGAAGGCCAGCACCACCGUGAUGGUCUUUGCCAAGACAGAAGAAACAGCAACUGAGAAGAUGAUGCUGAAGGCCGUUUGUCGGAGAAGGCAGGUCUCUUUCCUUGGGCGCCCGAUGAAGAGGAAGGAGGACCAAAAGGAAAGCAGGAGGGAGACGAGCAGGAUGUAGGAGAGGUCCCGGUUGUUGGCUUUGACUAUGGGAGUUUCCUUGUAUUUAAUGAAGAUUCCCAACACAAUGCCUGCUGUUAAGGACAAGAAUAGGACAAGAGAAGCUAACACCAUUCCCAAAUAUUCUUCAUAAGCCAGGAAGAUGAUAAUCUUGGGGACACAUUGAUCUCUGUCCUUGUUUGAAUGGUGAUCUUCUGAACAUUUGGUGCAAUGUACUGCAUCUGGGCAAGAGAAAAAGAGUGGCUGUAGCAUCACUUACAUCCCUAAUGAUCUGUGCUCUAUUAACAUUGUGAUCUAGGAUAAACUGAGAGGCAGUGACCACUCCACUUCUGUUAACUGUAUUGUUUGCAUCCUGCCUAUUCCUCUUUGUCUGAACCUUUAAAAUGCAGACAUUGCUUCCAUGCAAUGUUCAUAGCAGUCAGAUCAGAACGGUCCAUAGCUUAUAUUGUAAUAAUUUUCACAUGAAGUAUUUAUUUUUAUUGUGCUUUUGCUGUUAAUAAUUUCUGCUUUUCAUCGUCUAUCCAUUAUUUUUGAUAAGUGUCAACAUUAUUUCCUUUUUCUGUGGCUUGGUUUAAAAAAUAAAAAGGAAUGCUUUGUGGGCAUUCCUCUCACAGCUGCCCAGUUUGCACCCCAGAGAUUUCUUCCUUAUGGUCAUUCCUAUCAACUCACUUCCUGGAUGUAAUAAAGGUGAUUAAUACUAAGGAAGUCAAGGAAGGAUUCCCAUUUCCCUAUGUCUGCAGAAUAGUCAUAAAAAGUGUGUGCGACUGAAUUUCUGUCCUGUGUUUACUCUCUCCAGGAAUUCCUUUCCCCUUGGAGUCACCCACCUUCCUGGGCGGAGAAGGUCCCUUCUGCACACCGAGCACAAGCGUAGCAGCAAAUGGGCUUUCCUUCUAGAACCACCUUGGCAUAUCCAGGUCGACAUCUUUCUGUACACCUGGAACGAGGUACAAUCUAACCAGAAAGACAAGAAGGUGCAACCAAGAGGAACAGUUAGGAGUAUUUGUGUGUAUGUAAUUCACUCAACGCGAUCUCUAUAGCAUGGUGGUGAUCCCUGACAACCGGUCUUGCCAGCUCAGGAUGAUGGGAGUCCAAAGACAGCUGGGGACCCAAGUUUGGGAAACCCUGAUCUACCCCAAGAUUUGCAGUUGUGGCCCCCAAUGAAUCAUCCAGGAAAUCAUCACAGCUCUAUAUCAAUCACAUAGAGGUUGGGGAGGGGUCUGUCUGGCAGGGAAUCCUGAGAGAUCCCAGUUUCCGUUUCCAGCAGCCAAGAACCCCAGUUGCCUGCCAUCUCCCCAUUCCCUGAAUGCGGUCAGUUCUAUUUAGCUGCAGAACAUGAUCUCUGGAAUGCAGCCUUUGACCCCACAUCAGGGUCCUUUCAACCCCCCACUGACGAGUGGGGUGACCAGAAUAUAUUGUGCUUUAAAUUUAGUUCAGUACAGCUGAGGUUUGAGCCACAGAACUCUGUUUCCUCUUCUCCAUUUACCUGUUUCCCUUCUUAAAAAAACUUCAAAGCAAAUGGCAAUGAGUCUGACAUGUGAUUCCCCCAAAUUUCAGGAUUCAGAGAGAGAGAGAGAGAAAGCGCUUUGCUGUUCAAUGCCCAACUGAAAGGAGAGUUGGGGUUUUUUUUGGGGGGGGUUGCCAAAUUGCUUUAAUUGAUUUUCCAAAUUUCACCACAUCAACCACAAAUUAAGACAAAUUUAAUACAAGUGAACUUACUCACAAAUUAAAAAAAAAUACAAUAAAUCAGUAAUCAUCAUUUGUAAAAUAAAUUACUUUUCAUCCUUCUGCAUGUAUGAAAGGUCAAUAUCCUUUAUUUGAGCAUCCCAAAUUCCCCUCCUAUUUCAGCUGCUGUACAAAGAAGGCAUGCUGGUUCCAGCUGUUACUGGACAGUCAACCUGACAUGGUCAUUCUGCAGUGGUUGUUCAAGGAACAGCACAGUCAGGAUCUCCUAGCCCCCCUCCCCCAAUUAUUCCCCCUACCUUGUUGAAUUUCUUGGGCCACUCAAUGGCUUGGGCCUUCUCCCUCUGUGAUUUACCCUACCUUAUUGAAUUUCUUGUUCCACUCAAUGGCUUCUGGGUUAAUGGUGAACUUUAUGCCAGCAGACGUCUCUCUCCUUAUAUUUCCAAUUUUCACAAGGUCACGAGACUUAUUGGGAGACAUCACCCAGUUCAUAAUAUCGAAGUCCGCUGGUAGCUCCCAGUUCUCAUUCAAGCACAGCCUGCCUCUGGAAGUAUUCAGACACCGGAUUUCUCUUAAGAAAGGGUGAAGCUGGAAUGACAGGGGAAAACACCAGCACUGAGAAACUGGGAAGCUACAACAGGCAAUUAAUCAAGCCAAAAUGGGAAAAACACCUAUGGCCAGGUGGGCUAUCAGCAAAGUACUAUAAAAAAUUACAAGAUUAUUUGGCACAACCACUAAAAGAUUUAAGAUACUUACAUUACACUGAUUCUUAAAAAACGAUACAGAUCUAUUAUCAGUCAAAAAUUAUAGGCUGAUUUCUCUAUUAAAUAAUGACUAUAAGCUGUUUGCAGACCUAUUGGCAAACAACAUGAAAGUGCUAUUAAUGGAUUUACCGGUAAUUCAUCAGGACCAGGCUGAUUUUUUACCAGGCCGCCAGAUGAAGGAUAAUAUAAGGAAUAUAACUGAUAUAAUAGAAGAUCUGGAGGUUAGAAAUGAUAAGCAAGCAGUGUUGAUUUUUAUCGAUGCAGAGAAGGCCUUUGACCAUGUUUCAUGGACUUCUACGAAGAAGACUAUAGAGAUGAUGAAUUUCAGAGAGUCAUUACAGUGGUACCUCAGGUAAAGAACUUAAUUCGUUCUGGAGGUCCGUUCUUCACCUGACACUGUUCUUAACCUGAGGUACUAUUUUAGCUAAUGUGGCCUUCCGUUGCCGCCGCGCGAUUUCUGUUCUCAUCCUGAAGCAAAGUUCUUAACCCGAGGUACUAUUUCUGGGUUGCCAGAGUCUGUAACCUGAAGCAUCUGUAACCCGAGGUACCACUGUACUUAGAGGAAUUGACUCAAUUUAUUCUGACUAACAGGCUAUGAUGAUAGUAAAUAAUGUAAUAACAGAAAAAUUCAAAAUAAUGAAAGGGACAAGACAGGGAUAUCCCCAGUCACCAUUAUUAUUUUAGUUUUAGAGACCCUGGUCAGAAGUAGAAGAUCAGAUGAAGAAAUAAAAGGGAUAACAGUAGGUUAAAGGUAAAGGUAAAGGGACCCCUGAACAUUAGGUCCAGUCGUGACCGACUCUGGGGUUGUGGCACUCAUCUCGCUUUACUGGCCGAGGGAGCCGGUGUACAGCUUCCGGGUCAUGUGGCCAGCAUGACUAAGCCGCUUCUGGCGAACCAGAGCAGCACAUGGAAACGCCGUUUACCUUCCCACCGGAGCAGUACCUAUUUAUCUACUUGCACUUUGACGUGCUUUCGAAUUGCUAGGUUGGCAGGAGCAGGGACCGAGCAAUGGGAGCUCACCCCGUCACGGGGAUUCGAACCGCCGACCUUCUGAUCUGCAAGUCCUAGGCUGUGUGGUUUAACCCACAGCGCCACCCGCGUCCCAACAUUAGGUUACAAAGCAUAUAAACUCAAGGCAUUUGCAGAUGACCAUGUGGUAACUGUAGAAGACCCCAUGGCUAGUAAACCAAGGGUCUUGAACAGAUUCUCAAGUUUGGAGAAGUAGUAGGUUUUAAACUAAAUAAAGGUAGAACUAAAGUAUUGGUGUAAAAUGUGACAGAGCAAUAUAAAAAAGACAAAAAACGGAACUGAUGAUUGAGAAGAAAGUUUAAUAUUUAGGAGUAUGGAUAACAGAUACGAACAUAAAUAUUUUUAAGAAUAACUACACAGGAGCUUGGAGGGAAAUGAAGAAAAACUUAAAUAAAAUAUAUAUAUAUAUAAAAAUAGAGAUAUCUGGAGGGUGGCAGCACGACAACAGGACUUUUCAGUGGUGGCUCCUCGCUUGGGGGAUGCUUUCCCCAGGGAGGCUCACCGGACACCUUUGUGAGAAAUCUUUAGGUGCCAGGUGAGAAAGUUAUUCUGUAACCAGGCUUUGGGUGGAUUAAACCAUCUCUGGGCAUUUUAAUGUGCUUUUGGUUUGCUUGUUUUGUUUCUUUCAUUUGCUUUUUCUAUUCUCAUUUUGUAUUUUUAUUCUGUAAACCACCCUGUGAUCUUCAGAUGAUAGUUGAUAUAUAAACAGAAUAAUACUAAUAUUAUUACUACAGACCCUCCAAAGGUCCAAAUGGCACCCAGUUGAGAAGUGCUGGAACUGAGUUCCAGCGAGUUCCCCCUGAAGAAAGCCCUGGGUAUAAAUAGUAAAAUGAUCGUUAUGGGAUGGGACAUCCCUAUAUUCAUCGGAGACAUGUUGGAAGGUAAGCUACUAAUACUAAUAGUAACUAUGAUAUUUUACAGGUCUAUCCACAGUCAAGAUCAGCAUCUGUGUGGACUGCAGUUUGCAAAAAGGGGAAGGAAAUACCUGCCACGGCUGUAGCCUUUGGGGUCCCCAUUGCUCUCCUUCCUCCACCAUCAGCCUCCUCUGGGAUCUCGAUGAAAGUGAAGCAUGCAAGGCCUGAGCCACAGCUUGAACAUUGAUGUAAGUGCCAUAGCUGUCAUAAGACAGGGCUCUCUCACGCUCCCCUUGGAGCAAUGGCUGCAGUUUCUCCUCCUCUCUGCAUCUUAUCCUGCCUUUCACGGACAACAGAUGCUUUGAAUAUGAACACUGAUAAGCUUCAUCCAAAAAAUCUCCAAGAAAAUUGGUCUGCAAUUUAUAUUUGUCACCUUUGCUGCUCCUUAUUCCAGUCUGAAUUUCAAAGGACAGAGAACCAUGGAGGUGCUGGAAGUAAUUUGGAGGGAAGUAAAAGCCAAUUCUGAUUUCUAGUAAAGCUGUUGUGAUCCAGACUUUCGCCCCUAUUUCCUUCUCAUAGAUAUCGUUUAUUAUCAUGAGUAUUAUGAUAACAUGUGCAUUGGUUAUAUAGGAAACAAAUACCCCAACUUGUCUCCAUAGGAAAACAGGUUCCCCAGGUGUUAUAAAUUCAUCAAAAUAACUUUCUGGUACUUUUUUUGAUAAAGCAAUGCAGAUCCCUUUGCUGAGCAUCAGAGGUUUCACAGCGCUCACAAAUCUUUCUCCACUGUCAUUGUCUGGAGUGCAGAGACCAAUCCACGUCCAUCCAAAAUGCAGGAGCAAUUCAACAAUCCCCUGGUACUGACUUUCCUCUUUGGGACUCAUCCGGUAGACAAAAGGGAACAGGGUUUUACCUUCGAGAACCUGGGCAGUGAAGCCAUAACUGAUCUAGCAAGGAAAGCAAAAGACCAGCAAUUUAAUUUCAUUUCAGCAUAAAAGAUAUUUAAUCAUAUGAAAUGACUGAUAUCUAAAUCUCUGCUGGCUGAGGCUGAUGGGAGUUUUAGUCGGAAACAUCUGGAGGUGUCAAGUUGGUGAAGGCUCAGUUUUGAAAAAGGGAUGUUGGAUCCAUAGCUCAGGAUUUUCCCAUUUUUAAAAAUAUCCCUACUUGACCCCUCCAAAGAGAAAGUAGAAUCUUAUGCAGUUGAAAUUCUAUGUCCUUCCAUGCUCUCCCACUACUUACCUGUGGGAUUUUGUAGAUGCCUGACAAGGCUGAAAUCACUCUUGAGAUGACAGUGUUGCCUCUUUCAAGAACAGCCAGCAGGGGAUUCUGUUCUCCACAGUCAUAAUUGGGAAUAUUGCAUCCACUGCCUGCAAGCAGCUCUAGCAUGGCGUCCGAAGUCAUCCUUGCAUCUAAAUAGUUCUCAUAGAUGUUGUAGCCCAGAGUAAUGUUGGGUAAGAGACUGAGAUCCUGGUUGAUCUCUUGGAUGGUGAACAGGAAAGACAACAUGUACCAGUAGAAAAUAUUUGCCUCCCUGCAAUAAAUGAAUCCUUUAAAAAGAGUUAAACUUAUAUUCAUAUUAAUGGGAGGAAGGAAACAUUAUAUGAUCCACAAAUAUUAGUAUAUAUUAUUUAUUUAUUUAUUUAUUUAUUUAUUCAUCCACUCACCCACCCAUCCAUCCAUCCAUCCAUCCAUCCAUCCUUUUCAAUUAAUAUCAAACCUUUUCCUGUCUAGCAUAGAACAAAAAUUUGGAGACCGCUGCUCCAUGACAGGAGCUUUGAUGCAAACAGCACACAGAGCUGUUUAACAGUGGAACAGACUCCCUCCGAAGGUGACCAUGUGUCAUGGAUGCUUCAGGUGAGAUUCCUCCAGGUCCCUUCCAUCUCUACAACUCUACGAUUCUUUACUACUGUGGUUCUAUGAGUAGGAAAUGAAAGCGGCCCUCAAAAUGUGUGAUAUACUGGGAAGCUGCUCCAUAGGCUGCUUUUGCUGCAGUGGUCUUUGGCGCCUUCCAAGGGGCUAGACUACAGGUAGAUAAGAGACCAUUUUAUUGAAAGAGGGGAAGCACCAAAUACCUCAGUACACUUUUACUUAGAAAUGAGGCCUGGUCACUUUCAGGUUUGAGUGUGUGGUAAAAUUUAUAAUUUUGCCCAUAUUUUGGAUCACUGGCUCCCACCAAUGAGGACACCCCUGGUCUGUAUUAUUUUACAUAAUCAUUUUAUUUGAAGCAUAUCAUUCCUGUUCUUCGCCCAUAAAAAUCCAGCCAUUUUCAGGAGUUUCUUAAAACGCUUCUAAUUUUUUAAAAAAUGACAGAAAGGGGAAAGUGCUGGGAUUGGAGGAGGAAACCUUUAAUGUAGCUGAGACAGAUUUCUCCAUGAUGGGCUGUAGGUCUCCCGUUGCAUUGUGUAAAGAGAACUGUGAUAAGGCUGUUCACAAAUGAUCCCAAUAGAAUAAACAUAAAAUAAUCUUAGCAGCUUGGGAAUUUCUUGAGUUUCAUGCCACCCUCUGGCUUAGGAAGAAACCUCAAACACCUCAAUACUUUGAAAUGAGGCCAGUUGUGUGCGGUCAAAAAAGGAAUAAUUCCUUUUCACAUUUUAGAGAUCUAAGUCCACUUACAAAGAACUCCCCUGACAUAUUAUUUUAUUUAUCCUUUCAAUUAAAGCACAUCUUUCCUUCUGUUCAGCCUCCAAAUGUCACCAAGAGGCUCUUAAAAUUCCAUUUGCAAAACUGUAG